AUGAAAGUGCCUGCCGCCUGCCUCGUGUGCUUGCUGCUGCUGUGCCUGGCCCUGCCCAAUGCCGGAAGCAGAAUCGUUGCGCGGUCCAUGGAAAUCAGAAAUCCUGAUAUCGAUCCUUCCUGGUACACGGGGCGAGGGAUCCGGCCGGUGGGACGGUUCGGCAGGCGGAGGGCAGCCGCAGAGAGCGUCCAGAAGCUGAGAUUCGGGCACCCGCAAGCUUGCUUCCCUAUAGUGGAGAGCAGUGAAUCUGCACAAGAUGAAUGA
Molecule: messenger RNA, 264 nt
Organism: Gekko japonicus
Lineage: Eukaryota; Metazoa; Chordata; Lepidosauria; Squamata; Gekkonidae
Gene: PRLH
Product: prolactin releasing hormone
Exons: 2
Coding region: 1-264 (87 amino acids)
Biological process (GO): response to peptide hormone; feeding behavior; G protein-coupled receptor signaling pathway
Molecular function (GO): prolactin-releasing peptide receptor binding; neuropeptide hormone activity
Source: RefSeq, a predicted model, not a curated record